Molecule: messenger RNA, 240 nt
Organism: Funneliformis caledonium
Lineage: Eukaryota; Fungi; Glomeromycota; Glomeromycetes; Glomerales; Glomeraceae
Source: the annotation of a GenBank genome assembly
AUGAUUCAUUAUAGUUAUUCCUCUGCACCAACAUUCGAGGAUUUAUCACAAGAAGAACAAUUAUGUAUAGCAGAAUCUCUUGUGCCAGGAGAAACCUAUGAUGUUAUAAUUAAUCCACCAAUUUAUUCAGAAAAUCCACAUCAUUCGGGUGGUGGAACAAGUUUCAUUAUACAGCGAGGUGGUUCUAUCACAGUCGAAGUAACUGAACCUGAGGUUGAAUCAUUGCCUACUUACGAUGAU